GAUUGGGGAAAAAUAGGCUGCCUGUACCCCAAAUUGUCAACACUUGGUUUUCCACGUGAGUAAUGUGUCCGCUGCAUUCCCGAAGGAUGUCAUUUGUCAUGCGAGAAUUGAACAGUUUUCUGAAGCAGGGUCCAGAGGAAAAUGACAGAGACGGAUGGAGGCGGUGACGUGGGUCUCCCUCCUCAUCCUCCAUUGUGCCUUCCUGGGUGGUGAUGUCAUCAGAACCAUGCAUCCUUAUGAGGAGCAGUGCUGAGAGUUGGCACGUCAGGAGAAGUUAAGAGCAGCAGACUGAGAGGCCAGGAAUGCACCACUUGCUGUUCCCUCGUCGUCUCCUUCACUUUUCAAUACAUUCAAGCCAAUUCAUCCACCUUAAAAAGUGGCCUCAGGGAUGGAGUCCACACCUGAAGAUGGAGCCGUUGUGUGCGUGACCAGCGAGGGACUUGCCGCCAUAGAGGAUGAGGAGGUUCUGAACAAAAUGAUGGACAAUGCUGACACUUUUGAAGAGCGAAGACUCCUCCGUGCUGCGUUGAGGCACCUGCUCAAGAAAAAGAGAGACAAGCGGGAGCAGGAGCGAGGGUCCCGGCAGCAGGACUUGAGGCAAGCCCUGGGCAAAAGAAGCGGAGGAGGAGGAGGAGAAAGAGGAGGAGGAGGAGGAGGAGUUGCUGGCACAGGAAGAGCAGCAAUGAAGUCCACCACAAACUGCCCACCUGACGCCUCCGUUACAGCAGGAGGCAAGGCAGGUCCUGCUCAAGCCAGCUCCAGAGGUCCGCCCUCCACAGUCCCCAAUGCUAAGAAUGUCAAACAGAUGCUUCUGGACUGGUGCCGGGCCAAAACCGAACCAUAUGAGGGGGUGAACAUCCGGAACUUCUCCUCCAGCUGGAAGGACGGCAUCGCGUUCUGCGCCUUGGUGCACCGCUUCUACCCGGACGCCUUCGAGUACUCGGUCCUGAACCCGCACAAGCCCGGGGACAACUUCCAGCUGGCGUUCAGCACGGCAGAGAGGCUGGCGGGCUGCCCGCCUCUGCUGGACCCGGACGACCUGGUCCGGAUGGAGGAGCCCGACUGGAAGUGCGUGUACACGUACAUCCAGGAGUUCUACCGCUGCCUGGUGGAAAAAGGCCUGGUCAAAACCAAAAAGCGUGCGUAGGGCGUCAAGAAGCCAGGUGCGAGGUGAAGAUCAUCACACCAACGUAUUUACUGGCAUUAUGCAGCGUCAGAAGGUUGAUGAUCUCCAAUGAAGGCGGAGUCGUGCUCUCAUCAGCACCUUUUUCAACCCAGAGACGCCAACGGAAUAGCCAGAUGAGCUGCAUUUGUCUCCUUUGACCACUAGAUGGCACUAGAUGUGAUAUAUGUUUAUUAUUGUGCUGCGUCCAACCGGGUGAUAUUUCUCAUAUGUUGGUUUCCUUUGGCUUGAUGAGAGGGACAAGAUUUGACAUCCAACUGUAAUGACUCAUUGCUAUUAUAUAGACAGCGAGUGAAAACAUUUAAUACCACAUUUUCAUAAAUAUAACAGGUAAAAGAAGUCAUUCACUGUGUGCAUUUAUCAACCAUUAAUACGUCUUAAACAGCAUACUUGCCAACCCUCCCGAAUUUUCCAGGAGACUCCCGAAGUUCAGCGCCUCUCCCGAAAACCUCCCGGGACAAAUAUUCUCCCGAAAAUCUCCCGAUUUUCAGCUGGAGCUGGAAGCCACGCCCCCUCCAGCUCCAUGCGGACCUGAGUGAGGACAGCCUUUUUUCAUGACGGGAGGACAACAGGGUGACAAGAACUAAAUCAUCCAGA
Messenger RNA from Nerophis lumbriciformis (worm pipefish), 1780 nucleotides. RefSeq names its product smoothelin a (gene smtna). Gene Ontology annotation, molecular function: protein binding. NCBI's taxonomy places the organism in Eukaryota, Metazoa, Chordata, Actinopteri, Syngnathiformes, Syngnathidae. The record is from RefSeq and is a predicted model, not a curated record.